CACUGACUCAUCUGACUCCGACUCCGCCCAGAGAAUCACUCCUGCCCCUGGCUGCGCCUUUGCGCGCCACCGGGGCGCAUGAUGGGGCGCAUUUCUGCGUGCUGGCGGGGCCAGUGGCUGCUGGGAUGAGCGAAGUUGAAGAGCUGGAAGCAUUGAUUGAUUGGAUCAAUGCUUGUUGCCCCGAUGCAGAUGUGGAGGAGUUUGAUGACCUAGCAGAUGGCGCCAUUCUAGCAGAUGUGCUGCAGCUCUAUGCGCCUGAGGUGGAUCCUCAGAACAGCGCUGCAGGCAGCGCCAAGCUUUUGCACUCCUGUCUUAGCAGCUACUUUGGUGAGCGGAUUUCCUUGCCCAGGCUUGCAGGGAACAUCCACAACGGAGCCUUCUGCAAGCCGAAGCUCUUGCGGUCCCUGACUGAAGCCGUGCUGCUGGCCGCGGUGGAGGGCCCCCGCAAGGAAGCUGCUGUGCAAGCCAUCAUGAACCUGAAUGAGCCCAAGCAGAUGGCACUGGGCGCCGCGUUGCAACGGCUCAUGGCCCUUGCUGAGGCGCAGGAGCGCCAUGCGGAGCCAAACGUGGACGCCUCUGGGAAGUCGAACCCGCCCACGCCGCGGACGCCGCGGGAGAUGACCGCAUACAAAUCCGUGGCAGACUUUCUCCAGGAUGAAAUCCAGGAGAUGAAGCAGCAAUGCAAGACGGAGGAGCUAGCGGUCGAGGGUUUCAAGAACAGUGAGAAGGCUUUGCAGGUGCAACUCCGCGCGGUGAUGGUUGACUUCGCUGCUGAAGAGGAGCAAGCGGCCGAGACCAGUUUGCAGAUCCAAAAGUGGCAGCGCAGCUAUGGCGAUGAGAUGCGGCAGAGGAAGGCGGAGUGCCAACUGUUGCAGCAGGAGCUGCACAAGGAGACCGAAAGUGCCAAGGACCUGCCGCAGCAGCAGCUGAAGCUCCAGAGGCAUCUGGACUCCGAGCUCGAUGCUUGCUGUCAGAUGCAGGACACCACCGACAAGCUGGAGGUCGAACUACGAGAGGCCGCCCAGUCCAAUGAGAACGAUGACCUUUCUACGGUGAAAGCUGAGAUGAUGGCCUCGCAAAUGCAGCAGACUGUGGUGGACCGGAAGCUGCGACGGGCCGACGCAGAGGAGAAGGAGCAGAUGGCCUUGGCCAAGACCACAUGGGAGAAGCUGCACCUGGCAGAGGUGGCGGCCUCGAACCAAGAGCAGAGCCUCCGCCAGGUGCGACGCACCGCCGAGAAGGAAGAGGAGUGCGAGGCAGAUGUUCUUGGCCUUUUGGAGUUCCGCGAGUGCGAGAUGAGGCAGGUGGAGCUGUCCCUGGGCGAAGCAGACACUGCAUCGCCACCAAGUACAAGAGACAGCGUCGCAGGGCCAGGCGUUGAGCUCAUGCGUAGCGCUCCUGAUGUUGCCGAGUUGCGGGUGCUCCUGAAGGAGUUGGGCCAUAUCGCGCGGAAGAACAGCAGUGCACAAUCGGAGCUGAGUCAACAACAGCAGAGGACCCGUGACUUGGCGCAUCGCCUGCAGCAGUUGGAGAACGAGGCGUCCGCCCAUCGCCAGGCAGAGGCCAUCGCCUCUGUGGAAUACAAAGCUAAUUGUGAGGAGGCGAUGAACUACGCCUCGGAGUGUCGGGAACACAACUUCCUGGUGCAGUCCGAAGUGAAGCAUGCCCAGCUGGAGCAGAGCCAGAUGGAAGGCACUAAGAAGCGGAAUGAUGAGGAAGUCGCAGAGAUGCAGAAGCGCUUGGUGACCCUGCGGGGCCAAGCGACGAGCCGGCGGAAGGAUGUCACUGAAGUGGCUGCCAACUUGGCGGCGGUGCGCCAGGUGAUCUCCAAGUCGGAGGCAGCAUCCUCACUGCUUCGAGAACAGCAGUUGCAGCGCAAGGCACGCGAGGAUCGAGCUGCGUGGGCUGCAGCUGAAGCAACCUCUGCUGCGGAGGAGUUGCAGAGGCUCGAGCAGCAGUUGGAGCGUUGCACUGCCCAGCGGGAAGAGCAGCUGCAAGAGGAGGAUGUGCAAGAGCUGAGAGUGCAGGAGCUUCAAAAGCAAGAACUCCUUGAGCAGCAGCAGAGGGAGGAGUGUGAAGAGGCCACGAGCUUGAAGCAGGAGGAGUUGUUCCAGCACCAAAGACGUGUGGAACAGCAGCGCCAGGUUUUAGAAGAUCUGAAGCAGCGGAGCCCUGCCAGCCCUGCAAGCCCUGCCAGCUCUCGGUUGGAUGCAGGUGAGAGCCUGGAGCCACCCGACGUGCCGGACGAGUUAGAUGAGGUCUUAGAGGCCCAGGCGGCACCCAGCUUGUCCCCAGAGCAGGCCGGUACAGCGGCUGCUGCAGCACAGAGGGCACAAGGGGCUUCACUCGAGGAGCAAUGCCAAGCCGCCGCAGAUGCCGCGCACAGCGCGGCAGAACGCCGUGGCGCAGCCCCGCCGGUUGCUGCCGCUGCUGCUGCAGCAGCUGCGGGGGCGGCAGCGGCCACAGCCAAGCGUGCGGAGAAGAAGGAUGCUGAAGAGCAGGUCCAGGCUGCUCGCACGGCCGCCGCAGCCGCGGCCCGUGCACAUGGCGGAGAUGAGGUGCUGCUCUCCGCCGCCGCUGCUGGGGCUGCUGCGGCGGCUGCAGCGCGGAGCGCCAAGAAGCCUUUGCAGUUGCAGGCGCAAGCGGCUGCCACAGCCGCUGCCGACGCCGCACAUGCCGCGUCGCCGGCGGACCGGGGGCGUGCGGCGGCAGAUGCUGCGGCCUCAGCUGCGCUGGUGGGGGCGAAGAUCGCGGGGAAGUCCAAGAAGGAGCAGGUUCAGCUGAGCGCUUCCUCAGCCCUGGCAGCCGCGGAAGCCGCAGGCAUGAAAUCGCGAUCUCCCGAGCUGGACCGGGCGGUGCGGGCGGCCGCAGAGAAGGCCGCGUCCAGCUGUGGAUGGCCAAACGACAAGGCUCAGCAGAUCGCCUCCGAGGUCUUGGGCACCGAUCGCCAGGAAGCCGGAGAAGCCAAGGGCAAGGUGGUGCUGAAGAAGCUCCGGCAGCAGCUGGCGGAGCAAGAACGAAAGCUCAGGCAGUGGGAGGCAGCGCAGCUGGAGCGGCGUCGGGCCAUGGGGCAGGAAACGCAGCUCAUCUCGGAUAGCAUCCGCGAGAUUGGGAUCCGCUGCCAGAUGUUGGUCGGGAAGCAUCGAGUCCUCUUGGACGACAGGAAGCGCUUGGAGGCUGAGGCUUGAGGCCCUGUUGCAAAGCACAGGCGCCCGGUCAGUGACUUUGAGCCCCAAAAAGGUGCGUGAAUGACGUACUGGAUGACCUGUAAACGGAUAGCUCAGAAGUUAUUUUUCAUGCUGUGCUUGCCCAACGAUUUUGUGACUUUUGUCCCAUUCUGCUCCAUGAGACUUUGCGCUUGAAACGCAAUUGUUUCGUGUAAGAUCUGUGGUGAGCGCAGCUCCUCUUGCUU
Molecule: messenger RNA, 3412 nt
Organism: Durusdinium trenchii
Lineage: Eukaryota; Dinophyceae; Suessiales; Symbiodiniaceae
Source: the annotation of a GenBank genome assembly